AAAGGUAUUGAAAUAAUCUAAUGUUUAUUUUUAAAUAAAUAGGUAAACUAAUGGGUAAACAUAGAGAAACUCGUAAACGCUGGAAGAAAUUACAAAGAAAAAGAAAAAGACAGGUUGCUGCAAUUGAAUAUAAAAAAAUACAAUUAAAAUUUGAAGAAGAACGUUCAAAAUCCCCGUCUUAUCAAUUGUGGCUAAAAAAUCAAAAUGAGCUUGAAGAAUUUCAAGAAAAAGAAAGCAAACGAAUAGAAUUUGAAGAAUAUAAAAAAUGGGAAGAGAAAGAAUUGCAGGCUAUGAUAGAAUGGGAACUAUUACAAAAGAAGUUAGAGAAUUUAAAACAAGAAAAAGCUAAAAAAGAAUUACUAAUUAAAGAAGAAUGGGAACGUGAACAAAAAAAAAUUAAAGAUAAUGAAGAAAAAAGGAUUGCAGCAGAAAAAUACCAGGAAGAGAUAAAUAGAAAAUUUAUGGAAGAAAUUGAGAUGUAUAUCAGUGGCUUAGGUCCUCUACCUAGUUCAUUAGAAACCUAUUCAAACACCAGACCUGAUCAGCCACUUUGUCCAUUUUUUUCUAAAGUAGCUGCUUGUAGGUUUCGAGAUAACUGUUCCAGAAAUCAUUGUCGACCUAGUUUAAGUGACACUUUAUUAAUUCCAAAUUUUUAUAAGAAUUUUGAACUAAAUAUGCGAUAUGAACGAGAAUUUGAUAUUGAUAUUGGGUUAGAAUGUGAUGAAAAAGAAGCAUAUGAAAAGUUUUAUGAAUUUUAUGAUGACAUAGUAUCUGAACUUAAAAGUUAUGGAAAAAUUAUUGAGCUUAAUGUAUGUAGAAAUCAUGAACAACACCUUCUAGGUAAUGUGUAUGUGCAAUAUAGAAGUAAACGAUAUGCUCUGAAAGCUUAUAGAUCAUUAUGUGGACGUUAUUAUGGUGGUCGUCAAAUAACUGCUGAGUUUUGUAAUAUCCCUUCUUGGUCUGAAGCAAUUUGUGGACUAUUUUUCAGAAAAUUAUGUCCAAAAGGAAAAAAUUGUAAUUACUUACAUUUAUACAAAAACCCAGGAUUUAAGUACCAAUCAAAACACAACAGAAAACAAGAUGAAAAAUUAAAAAGUAUUAAUGAAGAUAAUACUGGUGGUAAUUUAAAUAGAAGAGAUCGGUCAGAUAGUCGUAAUAGUUCAAGAAAUUUAAAAACUAAUAAUUCUUUUGACAGAAAUAAAAGACAUAACUGCACAUCUGAAAAAAAUAAAAUUAAGAAAUCUAAAUGGGAAAAUUCUCCUAACAAACAUGAUAAAAACUUAGAAGUAUUCAACUGGUCUAGUGAUGACGACUGAAAAUGCAGAAAAAAAAAUUAUUCUAUACAUUUUAUAAGAUCUAGAAAACUGUAUUAUUGAUCAUUUUAAAAAGAUAUUUUUAGAAAUUAAAAUUUUUCAUUAUACUUAUAAUAAUAACUUAACCUUAACUGUGAAGUAUUAAAGCAUUAU
Messenger RNA from Daktulosphaira vitifoliae (grape phylloxera), 1466 nucleotides. Its product is annotated as U2 small nuclear ribonucleoprotein auxiliary factor 35 kDa subunit-related protein 2. The record is from RefSeq and is a predicted model, not a curated record. Lineage: Eukaryota; Metazoa; Arthropoda; Insecta; Hemiptera; Phylloxeridae. Gene Ontology annotation, molecular function: pre-mRNA 3'-splice site binding; metal ion binding. The transcript has a single exon. Gene Ontology annotation, cellular component: U2AF complex; spliceosomal complex. Gene Ontology annotation, biological process: mRNA splicing, via spliceosome. Bases 51 to 1316 code for a protein of 421 amino acids.